CCGGGCAUGGGGGGGAUCCCGCUGCUCAGCCGCCCCUGCUUUCCCUGAGUGGUAUUGUAGUCGGGGCUCCGACCCUUCGGCGCCCAUGGAGCCUAAAGUUGCAUUCAGAGGCACCAAUCGCUGUUGGAGUAGCGCAGAAACCAGUGGAAGGCUAACUGAUGUAUUCAAUAGUGUUAUCAUGACAGGCUCCAGCUCAUUCUAUGAUUGCUACAAAUUACAGAAUGAAGACAAUAUAGACCUAAAUCAAACAUACAGUUCUUCACUUUCUACGUCGUCAGAAUAUUCAACUUCUGUUGACUCUUCUCUCUUAUAUGCACCAUGGUCUACAUAUGGAGAUGAUAUUAAACAAUCUGCUGUUUCUCAGAUUAGUGUAAAGAACAGGAUUCAAACUGAGAGAAAUGAUUACGGCAGUGAAACAGACUUAUAUGGACUUGUAUCUAACAUCUUGGAAGAACAAGAUAAAUCACAGCCAUAUUUUGCUGAGGGGACCUGCUCCUCAAAUUUAAAGUCAGUAUGGCCUGUGAACACAACUAGAUUUGCAGACCACCAUGACCUGUUGUCGGAAUCAAAAAGGCCUGUAGUUGCAGCUGUCUCUCAACAGGUUUUUUAUACUGGUGAAUCCAUAUCUGCUGCUGAAAAACCAUGCUUGCACAGUGGCAAUCUAGCAUCACAACAGAAAAUAGAUGAACUUUAUCAUGGGUUUACUAGUAUGGACCUGGAAGAGCAAUGGUUGUACCCUUCUAGGAAUGAUCAUGCCAGCUGUUACAACAUGCAGACCAAUGAGAAUGCUAAAACACCUCCCUUACAAAGCUAUUCAUAUAUCAAAAACUCUUUUAUACCACAAACGGGUUUUUCAGAAGUAAUAAAAGAAUCAGGAGCAGAUACUUAUUCAUAUGGAAGAGAUAAAGUGUGUGCCAAAGGGCCUGAAGUGCAGUUACACCAAAAGCGGGCAGAAAUGUUUAUUCCACAACUUAACAGAUACAGUGAAAAUGCAGAUUAUUGUAGAUACCCAGAAUAUUCUCAUCCCAGUAAAGCAAAGCAUAAUAAAAGUACAAACUUCAGUGUCCAAGAUAGUAAAACGUUAACAAAUGGAAUACCUGAAGCACCAGCUGUGGAUACAGAUACCUACACUAAAUUAUUUCAAGUUAAACCAGCAAUUCAGAAAAAAAUUGAAGAUACAAUUCCAGAUCAGCAGAACUUUACUUUUUCUAAAACUACAGGACUCUUGUCAGAAAAGCAGUUUGGAAAUGAACAAUCAUUUACCACUGACUUUGGUUUAAAAUCUGAGUAUGGACUAAAAUCUCAUGCAGCUUGUCCAGGAAGUAGUGAUUUUGCAAAUGCCACCGAAAAACAACUCUUUUCCAAAUCUGAUUCCCAGAAUUCUGAAUAUUUUAAAUCACUUACCUUAUUAUCAAACUCAGCAACCACGUCAGCAGGCACUAGUGUAAGGCCAACUUGGAUGAAUAUUCAAACUAAAAACAAUACUUCUGUCCUGUACCAGAAUCCAAGCACCUUGAUGAAGUUGAGUAACCAUCUGUCUGCUACUCCAAAAGGUUCCAAUAAUUCUAAUGAUUUUUCUCAAUUGUCAUCUUCAAAUUUAACUUUAAAUGGUAACUUGUUUCAGAAAUUCUGCCAAGAAAAUCCUUCAGCAUUUUCUAGUUUUGAUUUCAGUUAUAAUACUGCAGAACGAAUUCAGCCUGCUAAUCUUAUGGAAGGACUAACUAAGACUGGAGAAGAGAGUCUCUUUGAAUCAGUUACUGAUAAAAAAAUUAAGCAGUCAAAUGGUUUUUGUGAGAACUAUUCAGCUCAACAAUAUGGGAUCACUGAAAAUUUGAACAAACACAACUUCCAAGCUAAGCCACAAAGUGGACAUUAUGAUCCUGAGGAAGGACAAAAACAUCUAGAUGGAUUGCCACAGAACACAUACCAGGAUCUGUUGGAGUCUCAUGGUCACUUUAAUAGCCACAGACAGGGAAGUGGAGACAGCAAUAUUGUCAAUAGCCGUGUAAAUCGCACACAGGCUUCCUGCUUUUCAAACAAUUAUAUGAUGGGAGAUUUAAGACGCAAUCAUAACUUUCAGCAACUUGGUUCUAAUGGGUUUCCCUUGCGAUCCACUCAUCCAUUUGGCCAUUCAGUUGUUCCCCCGAUGGAUUCCUAUGAUUUGUUUUCUUAUGAUGAUUUAAGUAAUUUAUAUCCUUAUUUUAAUGAAAUGGUGUAUGGUGAUGGUUCUUUCUCUGGUUUUGUACCAACAUUUGGCUUUCAAAGACCAAUUAAAACUCGUAGUGGGCCUGCCAGUGAACUUCAUAUUAGACUGGAAGAAUGUUAUGAACAAUGGAGAGCAUUGGAAAAGGAAAGAAAAAAGACUGAAUCUGCUCUUGCCAAGAACUACCCAGGGAAAAAGGUUUCCAGUACUAACAACACUCCAAUUCCAAGGUUGACAUCAAACCCAUCAAGAGUUGAUCGCUUAAUUGUGGAUCAGCUACGUGAACAAGCCAGAGUGGUGACUUUACUUGGAAAAAUGGAACGUCUUCGCAGUUCUCCCCUUCAUGCUAAUAUCUCCACUGCUCUUGAUAAACAUCUGGAGGUAAUUCAUAUAGUGCAGUCACGUAGAAAGGAUGAAAUUAUAAAUGCUUCAAAUCGGCAAAGGCAAGGAGCUCCGAGAUGCCAAGAUGACAGAGAUGUUUUUGCCCUCGCUUUGGCAAUUAAAGAGAUGAGUGUAGCAACACGCAAAGCACGUACUACCCUUUGGUGUGCACUUCAGAUGACCUUACCAAAAACUACCACUAUAGCUGGACAAGUAGAUGUGGAGAAAGCUUUUCAGGAGAUGGUACAGUCUGAAGAUAAAGCAUGUGAAAAUAUGAACAGCAGCAACCUCUUGAAUCAGAGAGGUGAAACAAACAAACAAACACUAAUGAAAUGUUAACCCAUACAAGAGUAAAAUUUGCAGUGUGGGUUUGGCAAGACACAGUGUACUGUGAGUAUUUUAAAUGAACUCUUAAAGCUUGACAAAUUAAUUGAUUUUCUUCCAAAUUUAAAGUUAAUACCUGAAUGAAGCAAGUUCAGCUUCUCCAAAAAAAAAAAAAAAAAAAAAAAAAAGGUCCAAUUUCUAACUAAU
Molecule: messenger RNA, 3115 nt
Organism: Malaclemys terrapin pileata
Lineage: Eukaryota; Metazoa; Chordata; Testudines; Emydidae
Gene: MEIOC
Product: meiosis specific with coiled-coil domain
Exons: 8
Coding region: 86-2923 (945 amino acids)
Biological process (GO): female meiosis I; meiotic cell cycle; male meiosis I
Cellular component (GO): cytoplasm; nucleus
Source: RefSeq, a predicted model, not a curated record